This is a messenger RNA of Homalodisca vitripennis (glassy-winged sharpshooter), 755 nucleotides long. Its product is annotated as ORM1-like protein. The record is from RefSeq and is a predicted model, not a curated record. Gene Ontology annotation, biological process: negative regulation of ceramide biosynthetic process; ceramide metabolic process; intracellular sphingolipid homeostasis. Lineage: Eukaryota; Metazoa; Arthropoda; Insecta; Hemiptera; Cicadellidae. Gene Ontology annotation, cellular component: endoplasmic reticulum membrane.
UGGAUGUUGGAUUUGGAGAGGGGAAUGUUUCUCGAAUUGGAUUGGAAGUAGAAAACACAAAAAAUCUUCAGUCUUGUUUGUUAUUAUGUUUCCGUUUACGAAGUUCGCCUCGGGCUCAAACAAUUGAAUAGGGUUGGCUUUCUCCAUCAUUUGCUCUUCCGCGAUCAACAAGUGUUGGAGAAUUAAUCGUCAGUGAUAGUUUAUCUUUAAAAGUAAAUAAAGCAAUUUAGCCAAUUCAUAUCUGUUGCAUUCGUCUUGGAUACUACACUUUCAUUUUCUCUAAAGUUAGCGGCAUGCUGGUGGGAGGUCAUGGGGAGCCGAACCCGAACACUACAUGGCUACAGAGUCGGGGAUUCUGGAUAGCCUACUCCCUGGGACUCCUGGUUCUCCACCUCAUCCUUCUGUCUGUGCCUGUCUUCAGCAUCCCCGUCGCUUGGACUCUCACACAUCAGAUACACACAGUAUUGCAGUUUAUAUUCCUGCACACGCUGAAGGGCGCACCAUGGAUCCCUCAGGACCAGGGAGACUGCCGUGUGCUCACCCACUGGGAGCAGAUCGACUACGGGGAGCAGUUCACAACCACCAGGAAGUUCCUCACUGUCGCUCCGAUCGUGCUGUUUCUGCUGACAUGUUUCUACACACGCAAUGCCUCGCACCACUUUGUGAUAAACUUCAUCUCUCUGGUAGUGGUAGUCCUGCCUAAGCUGCCACAGUUCCACAAGGUUCGGCUGUUUGGUAUAAACAACAAGUACUGA